AUGUAUAGAUUUAGAUAUUUUCAUUUUUUUUUAUUUUUUGUUUUUUUCAUUUUCUCAAUAAAUGAAUCAAGGAGUUUCAGUUUUUUUCAUAAUUUCGAAAAUCUAAAUAAUCCAAUAUAUUUUAAAAAGAAACCAAAUAUGGUUUAUGAUUUGAUUGUUAUUGGUGGAGGAAGUGGAGGAAUGGCAGCAGCUAGAAGAGCAGCUAAGCAUAAAGCAAAAGUUGCUCUGGUAGAAAUGUCUCAUUUGGGUGGUACUUGCGUAAAUGUAGGGUGUGUUCCGAAAAAGAUAAUGUUCAAUGCAGCUUCUGUUCAUGAAAUUUUAGAAAACUCAAAACAUUAUGGUUUUGAUACAAAAUUUACUUUUAAUCUUUCACAGUUAGUAGAGAGAAGAGACAAAUAUAUACGAAGAUUGAAUAAUAUAUAUAGGAAUAAUUUGAAGAAUGAUAAUGUAGAAUUAUAUGAAGGAACAGCUAGUUUAAUAAAUGAAAAUAAAGUAUUAAUAAAAAUAAAAAAUUCAGGAAAUGAAACAAAUAAGGAAGAAAUCAUUGCAGGUAAAAAUAUAAUUAUAGCUGUUGGUAAUAAACCAGUAUUCCCACAUAUUAAAGGAAUAGAAAAUACAAUUUCAAGUGAUGAUUUUUUUAAAAUAAAGGAAGCUAAAAAAAUAGGUAUUGUAGGAAGUGGAUAUAUAGCAGUUGAAUUAAUAAAUGUUAUAAAGAGGUUAGAAAUAGAAUCAUUUAUAUUCGCUAGAGGAGAAAGACUUCUUAGAAAAUUUGAUGAAACUGUUAUUAGGGAAUUAGAGAAUGAUAUGAAAAAAAAUGAUAUAAAUAUUAUUACUGAUGCAGAUGUGGUAGAAAUAAAAAAAAUUAGUGAAAAAAAUUUAACAAUUCAUUUAAAGGAUGGAAGAACGUUUGAAAAUUUUGACCAUGUAAUUUAUUGUAUUGGUAGAUCACCAAAUACACAGAAUUUAAAUUUAGAGAAAUUAAAUAUUGAAAUGAAAAAUGAUUAUAUAAUUGUUGAUGAUAAUCAAAGAACUAAUGUAAAAAAUAUUUAUGCAGUUGGUGAUUGCUGUAUUGUAAAAGUAAAGGAAAACAAGGAAGAUGUUAAUAUGUUAGAACUCUAUAAUGAAGGACAAUAUUUAAAAGCAUCUGUUGAUAAUGAAGAAAGAUUUUUUAAUGUUCAGUUAACACCAGUUGCUAUUAAUGCAGGAAGGUUACUUGUAGAUAGAAUAUUUUUAAAUAGAACUAAAAAAACAAAUUAUAAACUUAUACCAACAGUUAUAUUCUCACAUCCACCUAUAGGAACAAUUGGUCUUUCAGAAAAGGAAGCAAUAAGUUUAUACGGAAAGGAAAAUGUUAAAGUUUAUGAGUCAAAAUUUACUAAUUUAUUUUUUUCUGUUUAUGAUAUGGAACCAGAACAAAAACAAAAAACUUAUAUUAAGUUAAUAUGCAUUGGGAAGAAAGAAAUAAUUAAAGGUUUACAUAUAAUAGGAUUGAAUGCAGAUGAAAUUAUUCAGGGUUUUGCAGUUGCUUUAAAAAUGAACGCAACAAAAAAAGAUUUUGAUGAAACUAUACCAAUACAUCCAACUGCAGCAGAGGAGUUUUUAACAUUACAACCAUGGAUGAAAUAA
Molecule: messenger RNA, 1626 nt
Organism: Plasmodium gallinaceum
Lineage: Eukaryota; Apicomplexa; Aconoidasida; Haemosporida; Plasmodiidae
Product: glutathione reductase, putative
Exons: 3
Coding region: 1-1626 (541 amino acids)
Biological process (GO): cell redox homeostasis; cellular response to oxidative stress; glutathione metabolic process
Cellular component (GO): mitochondrion; cytosol
Molecular function (GO): glutathione-disulfide reductase (NADPH) activity; flavin adenine dinucleotide binding
Source: RefSeq, a predicted model, not a curated record